Messenger RNA from Salarias fasciatus (jewelled blenny), 2127 nucleotides. RefSeq names its product interferon-inducible GTPase 5-like. The record is from RefSeq and is a predicted model, not a curated record. Gene Ontology annotation, molecular function: GTP binding. Gene Ontology annotation, cellular component: membrane. The coding region runs from base 128 to 1333 and encodes 401 amino acids. The transcript is spliced from 3 exons. NCBI's taxonomy places the organism in Eukaryota, Metazoa, Chordata, Actinopteri, Blenniiformes, Blenniidae.
GAUCAGCUCCUUUUUGCCCCAAUCAUUCUCAAACAGACUGUCCUCCGGGUCUCUGUCUCACUGUAGAAACAGACAGACAUUGUUUCUGCUCCAGCUUCUGGUCUGUGGAGGAAACCCAAUUCCCAAGAUGGACAUGGAAGAUCAGUGGGAUGUCAUUACAAGUGAUGAAGUCACAGAAAUUCAAGAAGAAAUGGAGAAAAGUCCUGAUAAAGGACUUGCAAAGAUAAAGGAGUAUUUGGAGAAGCAGAAGAACACUCCACUGAACAUCGCCAUCACUGGAGAAUCUGGCUCUGGAAAAUCCACCUUCAUUAAUGCUUUCAGAGGCAUAAACGACAGCGAUGAAGGAGCCGCCCCGACUGGAGUUGUUGAAACCACAGCAGUGGUCGAAUCGUAUCCUCAUCCGAACCAUCCCAGUGUCAGGCUAUGGGAUCUCCCUGGUGUUGGAACCCCCAACUUCCCAGCUGAUGAGUACUUGGAGAAGGUUGGAUUUGAGAGGUUUGACUUCUUCAUCAUCAUCGCAGCCUGUCGCUUCAAAGAAAACGAUGUGAAACUCGCUCUGGACAUCAAGAGGAUGGGGAAAAAGUUCUACUUUCUUCGUUCAAAGAUCGACAGUGAUAUAAGCAACGAGGAAAAACGAAAGAGAAAUUUCAACAGACAGAAGACUCUCGACGACAUCAGAGAAAACUGCAUUAAAGGUCUUCGUGAUCAAGGCAUUGAGGCUCCACAGGUCUUCCUGGUGUCCAGCUUUGAGCUCCACCUGUUUGAUUUCCAUUUGCUGGAGGAGACAUUGGAGAGAGAGCUUCCUGCACACAAGAGGAACGCUUUUCUCUACGCUCUACCCAAUAUCAGCAAGGAGAUCAUCAAGAAGAAGAAGGAAGCUUACCAAGCUCAAAUCAAGUAUCACGCUUUGUUUUCUUCUGGUGUGGCAGCUGUACCGGUCCCUGGACUUUCCUCUGCUGUUGAUCUGGUCUUGGUGGUGGGCGUUGUCACGCAAUACGUGAACGGGUUCGGGCUUGAUAAGGCGUCACUGAGGAGGCUUUCUGACUCCUCAGAUGUACCAUACUCUGAGCUUGUUUCUGUCAUGACUUCAAAACUGGGAGGAACAACAAUCACCCCAGAGCUCAUCAAGAAGCUGUUGAGCCAACUUGCACUGGAAGGAGCAUUAAUAGCUGCAGAGGAAGUAUCCAGAUUCUUCCUUUUUAUUGGGAUUCCAGUAUCAAUGAUCCUCUCUGGUGUUUCCACUUACAGAAUUCUGAAUUUUUUGCUCGACCUGGUUGCUGAAGACGCUCAGAGAGUGUUUGAAAAGGCUGUUGAAAAAAACAGUGAAGUGUGAUUCUGUGGCACAUCUCAGAGUGGUGUGCACUCAAGUUAAUCUGAGCAGAUUAGAUUGGAGUUAAAUAUGAGUGAAACACAAGAGUGUGAUCUGAUUAUCUUUUUAAACUGUAUGCAAUGAUAAGGGCUACACAUUUAUUGCAACAGUGAUUUGACGUAUAUGAUAUUUGUUGAAACACCUGAACCAGCAUCAGCAGCAGAUGUCUUCAGAUUAUGGUGUGAUAAAAUUUGUAGGAAUAAUAACUUAAAACCAUAUAAACGACAAUCCAUAGGCUACUUAUAAUUCUGUUAGUUUUGUUUGAGUCUUUUCUGAGGUAUACUAGAGCAGAAUGAAAUGUGCAUAUUGAUAGUCUUUGCUGACCUCUAGUGGUCAUUUUGAGAAUUUACAACCAGAUAAAAUUCAGAUUUCAACUUUUUUUUCUUUGUUUCCAGUUGAAAAUGUUCAGCAGUCAUGUAAGAAAUUUCCUUUCAUUCUUUUGUUGCAGCUCAUGUUAUCAGUUUGGUUUGAAGAGACAGUGAUGUGUUUUCUUGGGUCUUCAGAUGGAUUAUUAUUGUUUGUAUGUGGGCACAUUGAGGGUCCAUAACUUCAGUCUUUCAGAUUUUGAUUAUUUCUGUCAAUUAUAAAUGAACAGCGAUCAAAAAUCUUUUUACCCAAAAGUGAAAGUCAAGCAAUAAUAAUAAUACACAUUUUUGAUUCAAAUAUUUUUUUAAGCGAGCUUCCUUAUUUUAUUAUAAAAUCAUUUGUAACAAGGACAUAUAUUUUAUUAUACAUUAAUAAAGACACCUUUGCUGUCA